Molecule: messenger RNA, 926 nt
Organism: Sorex araneus (European shrew)
Lineage: Eukaryota; Metazoa; Chordata; Mammalia; Eulipotyphla; Soricidae
Gene: POMC
Product: proopiomelanocortin
Exons: 3
Coding region: 73-834 (253 amino acids)
Cellular component (GO): extracellular region
Molecular function (GO): hormone activity
Source: RefSeq, a predicted model, not a curated record
CGGGGGAGCAGGGGCUGGAGACACGCGCCCGCCCGGAGCGUCGCCCCUACAGAGCCUCCGCCUGCCUAGAAGAUGCCGAGACAGUGUCGUGGCCACCCGGGGGCCCUGCUGCUGGUCUUGCUGCUGCACGCCUCCGUGGAAGUGCAUGGCUGGUGCCUGGAGAGUGGCCGGUGCCAGGACCUCACCACGGAAAGUGACCUGCUGGCCUGCCUCCGCGCCUGCCAGGCCGCUCUGACGGCCGAGACGCCCGUGUUCCCGGGCAACGGCGACGAGCAGCCGCUGGCCGAGGACGCCCGGAAGUACGUCAUGGGCCACUUCCGCUGGGAGCGCUUCGGCCACCGGAACGGCAGCGGCGCGGGCGCGAGGCGCGCGGCGGAGGAGCCGCUGCCCGCGGGGGCCGAUGAGGACGCGGCGGCGGCGGCGGCGGCGUGGGCGGCGGCGCUGGGGGGCCCGCGGCCGGGCAAGCGCUCCUACUCCAUGGAGCACUUCCGCUGGGGCAAGCCGGUGGGCAAGAAGCGGCGCCCCGUGAAGGUCUACCCCAACGGCGCCGAGGACGACUCGGCCGAGGCCUUCCCCGGCGAGUUCCGGAGGGACCUGGCGGCCGCCGCGCCCGAGCCCGCCCUCGACGGCCCCGACGGCCUGGAGCCCGGCCUGCUGGCCCCCGCGGCCGCCAAGAAGGACGGGACGCCCUACAAGAUGGAGCACUUCCGCUGGGGCAGCCCGCCCAAGGACAAGCGCUACGGCGGCUUCAUGUCGUCCGAGAAGAGCCAGACGCCCCUGGUGACGCUGUUCAGGAACGCCAUCAUCAAGAACGCGCACAAGAAGGGCCAGUGAGGCGCCCCCCCACCGGGCCACGAGGCCCGCCAGCACCCCUCCCCCCGCACACCCUCCUGGCAGCAGGGACAAUAAAGACAUGCAUCUCAUCA